AUGCCAUCUACCAAGAGCACGGCCGCGAAGCAGCGCGCCGCCAAGGCCGAGGUUCUUGAGGUUCAGUCACUGUCGUCGCAAUCAGAUGCAAGCAGGGACAGUGACAUCGCGGAGGAAAGCGACGAGGGCAGCAACUCGGAUUCAGACGCCCUGGAUAGCGAUGCGCCAAGGAAGAAACGCAAGGUCAGCGUGGAUGUAGAGGUCGACCCUGAAGAUGAUGAGCCAUAUCAAACCUCUGCCAUAUCGUCUAUUCAGGCACCAUCUCGUAUCAGGAAGAAGACAGCGGAGCCCCCAAAGGUGAAGCCAGAUGCUACAGCAGGCGUUAAACCGGAGACCACUACAACUUCUGUUCCAGUCGAUCCCAACACUACUUUCGAUUCUCUCAAGCUGCGGCCAUGGCUAGUCCAGUCCCUGGCCAACAUGGCCAUCAAACGGCCCACUGGCAUUCAGAAGGCCUGUAUCCCCCAGAUCCUAAAGGGGCGUGAUUGCAUCGGAGGAAGCCGUACAGGUUCAGGAAAGACUGUGGCCUUUGCAGCCCCUAUUCUGCAAAAACUUGCAGAGGACCCCAGCGCGAUAUUUGCCGUGAUCUUGACGGCGACAAGGGAACUGGCUCUGCAAAUCAUGGAGCAGGUGAAAGCGAUUUCAGCAGCACAGACCGUAAAGGCUAUCUUGAUCACUGGGGGAGCUGAUAUGCGGUCACAAGCGAUCGCCUUAGCUCAGCGUCCACAUGUGAUUGUUGCGACCCCGGGCCGUUUGGCUGACCACAUCAGGAGUUCUGGUGAAGAUACCUGGGGCGGCCUGCGACGAGUCAAGUUUCUAGUACUCGACGAGGCGGAUAGGUUGCUUACUUCAGGGGGUCCGGGCUCUAUGCUACCUGACAUUGAGGAGUGCCUUGCAGUCCUUCCGCCGUCAGUGGAAAGGCAGACACUGCUCUUUACUGCAACGAUGACACCUGAAGUACGAGCGCUGAAGGAUCUGCCCCGUAAACCAGGAAAAGAGGCGCCAUUCGUUUGUGAGGUUGACACGCAGGUACUCGCCAUCCCAGCAACGCUCAAUCAGAUGUACAUCCAAGUACCCGUCACCCACAAGGAGCACUAUCUGCACAUGUUCCUGCUCACUGAUGUCAACGUUGAGAAGUCUAUUAUCAUUUUCUGCAACAGGACGAGUACCGCCGAGUUUCUGCAUCAUCUGCUCCGGUUACUAGAUCACCGGGUAACCUCACUGCAUUCAAAGCUACCCCAGCGCCAAAGAAUAGACAAUCUUGGUCGUUUCCGAGCAUCUGCAGCACGGAUAUUAGUUGCGACCGACGUAGCUGCCCGAGGUCUUGAUAUCCCUGAGGUGUCCCUAGUGAUCAAUUAUGACAUCCCUCGAGACCCAGAUGACUACAUUCAUCGGGUUGGUCGUACGGCUCGAGCUGGGCGGAAGGGUGACGCUGUCAGCUUCGUCGGGCAGAGGGAUGUUGACCUCAUCCUGGCCAUCGAGAAGCGCGUCGGACGACCUCUGGUAGCAUGGGAGGAGGAAGGGGUUAACCUUGAGACCAGAGUCAUCCGCGACGCGCUCAAGGUUGUCAGUGAGAAGAAGAGAGAAGCACUACUGGAGAUUGAGGAGCACAAGGAGGUGGGUGGAAAGAGGAAGCGUGGCAUGCAGAAGCUACGGGCUGAAUAG
Molecule: messenger RNA, 1665 nt
Organism: Neoarthrinium moseri
Lineage: Eukaryota; Fungi; Ascomycota; Sordariomycetes; Amphisphaeriales; Apiosporaceae
Exons: 3
Coding region: 1-1665 (554 amino acids)
Molecular function (GO): ATP binding; nucleic acid binding; RNA helicase activity
Source: RefSeq, a predicted model, not a curated record